Molecule: messenger RNA, 2704 nt
Organism: Seminavis robusta
Lineage: Eukaryota; Bacillariophyta; Bacillariophyceae; Naviculales; Naviculaceae
Source: the annotation of a GenBank genome assembly
CCCAUCACGUGAUCUCGCGAAGUCUAAAAAGCAACAUAGCGACCAGAUUACCCUGGUCCCACCAGAGCGAAGCUUCAUGGAGAAGGCCCAAGAAAACACCCUGUCCGACAAAGGGUAAACUGGGGAAAAUGCAGUUAGUUGUUGACCAUUCAGCGACAUCCCAUUCAGUUAGAUAUCCAAGGCAUGACCCAUUGGUUGAUUUGAUCCACACUCAUCUUGCUUAGUAACGGAGUAGUCGACAACAAACAACAACAAACAGAAGAAGCUCCCUUUAUUUUUCCAUUGAAGAAGGACCAGCACGGCUCGUCGUCAUCCAGACGAAGCCAACAAACGUCGACUCACAAUCAGCAAAGCAUCCAUCCCUUUUAGUAGAAAUCACCAGGAUACUAUAGCGAGAGGAAUAGAUAACCACAGACAAACAACCAUGUUGUUUCAAAGAGCACUGGUACCAUGGCUCUUGCUCAUCGCGGCACUCGCAACAACAGCCAAUGGCAGCGACACAUGUCACACUUUUGGCACGGACGGUGCUUGUGCCGACUCGGCUGAUUUUAUUACAAGCACUGUGGCUGACGGGGUUGGUCAGCUCAUUAGCUCCAGUAACGAUACUGCGGCACAGUCCGUUUAUGAUCAAUUUCUAGAACCACUGUUACUGAUUGCCUCGCACCUGCCGGCUGAUGAGGAAAUGGAUGUGUGUUUUGGUGACUUUGACGGAGCCGAAUUUCACGACAAUGACAAUCUGGAAGACCUAGGGUGUGAUAAGAUCCCCUUGGUGAGUGGCACUCAAUUUGGCACUCUGGCGGGAUCCUUUGAUGUCAGCCCCGAGUUGCAGGCAACCCUAUACAAUGCAAGUCUCUGGACAAACACUGAGGCAGCCAAUCAAGACAACUACGAACCCGAGUUUUGCGUGGGCAUGAGAAUUCCCUCCGACACCUGCCACAAGUUCACCUUUGGAAUAAGUGCCAAUGCGGACGGAUUGACCACACUGCACGAAGUAUCCUCGGCUUUGGGUGUUGCCGUGGAUGGUGGUGUAGGAGGUGCCCUAGUAUCAUUCCUAUCCGCCUUGAGCUCCACUGUAGUGAGUGAGGAGGACACGGUCACGUUUGCGGCAUCCUAUGGCGGCGGCCUGGAUGUCCAAGCCAAAUACUAUAGUGGGCGGCAUUUCCACACGAAUGACUUUCAUGCACACUUGUACUUUUCCUAUCAAGGUGCCAUUUCAAUACCCAAUGUGGGGGAUGACGUUGUGUCGAUCGAUGGACCCUAUGCAAGAGCAUUCAACUUUGGCACAGCUACCACCGAAGUAGAAACGGCCUUUGACACCAUGUCAAGUCAGCUAAGCACGGUCAGUAGUUCCACAGAAGAGUUGAUUUCCGGCAUGAAUGCAUUCCUCAGUAACUACCCUGAAGUGGUUUCGGCUGACAAGAUUGCCGUCAAUCUGGAAAGUGUCACCCGAGGUCUGUUUGCGGGAUUUUCACUCGAAGAUACCGAAAUCAAGGCUCUCAAGCUUCCUGCGACCUUCAAUGGUGUUAACGCUGGGUUCUCGAUGCAUGCCACCGCAGAAUUUGACUCACUCAAGAAGGUUGUAGAGACAAUCUGUACGGAUAUGGAAGGAGUCCUCAUUCUGGUGUCAGGGCGAGGCUGCACCGACCUUGACAGCGCCGACGUGGAGGAAGGAACCAUCGGAUUUGAGAUCCAACCGGCUUUUAUGGAGCUGACCGUCCAAUGGACAGGUUUCUGGAUGCGAUGCCGAAUCAAGUACAUGAAUACCAACACUCCCAACUUGCACUGCCAAAUCAAUUGGGUUGCAUUUGCCAUAUAUGAAGAAGAUAAUGGAUAUAUCAUUGGAAAAUCAAAGAACAUGGGGCAUCAAUUGGAAGAGGAGGUCACAAGGCUAUCCAAGGACGCCGUAGAGGCUGCUGGAGGAAAGUUCCGAAAGUCUGUGGCUGUCGCUUCGAAACUGAGUUCGCAAGUGAAUGAAAAGGCGGCCAAGUCAGUUGCGGCUUUCUACGGAGGUAGUACUCCGGUGACCUUCAACUUUGAAGAAUACUACAAGUGCAAGAGCAGUACUAGACUCUUCAGCUCUCGGGCAAGAAGCAGCUACAAGAAUUACUUCUCCCAGUUGGGACAUGAUGACUCCAUGUCAAGUUGCUUUGAAGCCUGCUAUCAAUAUGCGGAAAAGCAUUAUGGCGAUUUCAACAAGGAAGACUUUUGUUGUGAAUAUGAGGAGCUUCGCCACGGUUUCAACGAUUGUAGAGUUGGUCAUGAAGGGCGUGAGCAUGUCAGCGACCACAAGAAGUAUGCCACCGUUACUUUCAAGGAUGAAUACGAAGCCAUGGUCGACGCCAAGCAGCUUGGUAGCGCGUGUUCUCUCGACAGCGAAUGCACAACGGGCGCUUGUCACGAACACCGUUGCAAACUGGAGUGUGACAACAGCCACAAGUGUUUUCCAUCUGCUAACGCAAAGUGUUUCGGCCAGAAUGACGCCUGCAUUGAUGUGAACGGUAUUAGUCACAUCUGCCUCGACGGUGUCUGUGAGUGCGAUAGCUCCACAGGGCAAUGCCACACGCACCACUUUGGGGUUCUAUCGGAUGGCCUGGUGGCAGCUACAACAGAUGACAGGGAAGUAGCUUAGCAGCCAUACGUACAUACCGGGCUUUGUGUCUUCCAAAUAAGUUUUAUAAUUAGUUUGCAUGUUUCUAAACGAGGG